This is a messenger RNA of Myxocyprinus asiaticus (Chinese sucker), 3418 nucleotides long. RefSeq names its product cytosolic arginine sensor for mTORC1 subunit 1-like. Bases 180 to 1178 code for a protein of 332 amino acids. The transcript is spliced from 9 exons. Gene Ontology annotation, cellular component: cytosol. NCBI's taxonomy places the organism in Eukaryota, Metazoa, Chordata, Actinopteri, Cypriniformes, Catostomidae. The record is from RefSeq and is a predicted model, not a curated record. Gene Ontology annotation, biological process: cellular response to L-arginine; negative regulation of TORC1 signaling. Gene Ontology annotation, molecular function: arginine binding.
UCGAAUUUGUCUCUCCCACCAGCAGCCAGUGUGUCCAAUGCACGAUGAUCAUAAGCGUUUCGCGAGCGCAGGUGUGCGUAACAUAAUAUAGGUGGAUCUCGCGUGGCGGUAUUUAACGCGCCUACCUGCCUUGCAAAAAAAAAAUUCAUAAUAUCGGCGUCUUCCGGGGUUACUCGGAGAUGAUGGAUCUACACAUAUUGGAUCACAGUUUAAGGGUGACAUGUAUAAGCAAACCCGGACUGGAGCAUUACACACACCCACUGAUCAAACUGAUUUUUCUAAGAAACAGGACGAGAUGCAAAUUUUUUAGUCUAACGGAAACUCCGGAACAUUACACAGUUGUCCUUGAUGAAGAGGGAUUUAAAGAACUACAGCCAUCAGAGCACUUACAGGUGGAGGGCUCCACUUGGCUCCCACUUAACGUCGUCUCCAAUGGCAAUGCCUCCAGUAGCUCACAAGCUGUGGGUGUCACCAAGAUCGCCAAGUCCGUUAUCGCUCCAUUGGCCGAGCAGCACGUGUCCGUCUUCAUGCUUUCCACGUACCAGACAGACUUUAUUCUGGUGCGAGAGAAAGAUUUGUCAGUGGUGGUGGAGACUCUAGAGACGGAGUUUAAUAUUUUCAGAGAGGAGGGGGGUGAGCCUGUGCCUCUCCACAGUCAGGACGCCUGGGACGGCCUCCAUCGGAACGGCAGAGAGAUUCCACAUGCAACGGUUCAUCCCGUCUUGAUUCCGGAAAAUCAGUUCUGUGUAAUGAGUCUAGAUCCAGACACUCUGCCAACGAUUGCCACUACCCUUAUAGACGUUCUGUUCUACUCUAACAGUCCAAAAGAGGGCGCCAGUGUCGAUCAGAACAUGGAAUGCAUCAAGUUCUUCUCAUUCUCUCUGAUUGAUGGAUACAUCUCCUUGGUGAUGGACACAGAAGCACAGAGACAAUUUCCUGCAGAUCUUCUCUUCACCAGCAGUUCUGGUGAGCUCUGGAGGAUGGUGAGGAUAGGAGGACAGCCUCUUGGGUUCGAUGAGUGUGGGAUAGUUGCUCAGAUCUCUCAGCCCCUUGCAGACAGUGAUAUAUCGGCUUAUUACAUCAGUACCUUUAGUUUUGAUCAUGCUCUGGUGCCAGAAGAAGACAUUGUAAGUGUGACUGAGAUGCUUCAAGCUCAGAUGAAGGAUGUGUCCCACUGAAGCCCUUGUUAAAUGCGUCUUUAGGUUGAGGAGUGUCGAAAAAUGUCCAUACAGUGGAUGGUAGAUCUUUACUGAGCCAUUAACACAGUAUUACACCCCCAAUCAUCUAGCCAUAACCAGAGGGGUGCUACAGUUCAGGGUUUGUGAGCUUGGGGUGGUUUUUAAACAAAUGCCUACCCUUAAACUGUGCUUUAGCAGAAACAUUGUUGAUCAUAUCCCAUUAGAGAGAAUCCCAAGUAUUUUAUAUGCUUAUUUGAAGGACAUUGACAUUGCAUAUCUUUGCAGAAGCCCGACUGUUUGAAGCACUUGUGAAUUAGAAGUUAUGAUGUGUGCCAUUUGAUUUGUGGCCUUUAUUACUUCAAUGCAAUGGGAUAAUAAGCAAAUAUUGAGAUGUUUCGUCCUGAAAUAUGAAACUGGAAAAUCCCUAUUGGGGUUUAAUGGCUGCCAUUAUUUUAUGCCUUUUGCAGUGCAAGAACUCUUACUAUUGUGAGUACUCUGCUCAGGCAAGUCUUCCAGUAUUGUCAGGUUUUUUUUUAAUUAUUGUUUUAAAGGGAUAGUUCUCCCCAAAAUGAAAAUUGUCACAUUUUACUCACCUUCUUUCUUGCUUUCAUAGUAUGCAAAAGGAGAUGUUAGAUGUCAGCUUCAGUCACCAUUCACUUUCAUUGCAUUUUGUUCCAUACAAUAAAAGAAAGAGAGCCAUUUGGGUUUUGGAACAACAUGAGGGUGAGUAAAUGAUGACCGAAUAUUCAUUUUUGGGUUCACUAUCCCUUUAAGAGCAAGGAACAUAUAUUUUACUUUUGUAACCUUUGGUGUCAUUUAAAUAUUGCACAUAAAUAAGCAGUUACGGAUGGUGACCUAAAGGGCAAUUAAUGAGCAUUUCAAACAUAUCUUUGCACUGUUCGAGUGAUUAUAGUGAUUAUUUCAUGAAAAAUCGGAUAUAACCAAACCACAAGUGUUUACAACAAAGUUAUUCAAGUGAAUCGCACGAAGAACAUGUCCGUGUCAUAUUUCACGCUAAAAUCAAAUGAAAUUUCCCAUAAAGAAAAUGAAUCCUGGUUGCUUAUUUGUAAGGACCAUUAAGUAUUUUUACACUGGCAUUAUUUUAAUGACAGUUAAGUCAUUCUCAUUACUAUAAUUCCAAAAAAUGUGCAUUGCUUUACUGCGUUGGGGGGAAUAUGCUUAAUUGUUAUGAAAAAAAUGUCACAAUGCAAAAAAAUACAAUAAAAAAUCUUUAUAAAUGGAUCUUAUCUUUAAUAAACGGAUACUAUUAUGGAAGCGUAAUCAGCAUUGAUUUGGCUUUUAUUUUGCCCACAAACCGAUUAGAAAACUUUCAUCUAUUUGAAAUAACUUUGUAGCAGAUAUUUUUUUGAAAUAAAGAAAAUCCUCUUGCACAGCUGUCUCUUUUAAUGACGGCACAUUGGACUAUGCUCGUUACAUUUCUGCCUUUGCUGCCUCUAAAAGAGGCUCAGCAUCAGUGUGGCCUUACAAUCUCUCAUAAUAUUUGUUUUAUCCCAGAGCAGGAUGUUCUUUUGGAACUAAUUUUGUUCACUACGAAGGAACCAUGCUCAAAGGAGAGAUAUAUGACCAUAUGUAUAUGCAAAUUUGGAAACAAUUGUAUUGAAGCAAUUGUUUAGGACAUUUAUCCUCAAUGUGUGGUUUUGAUUAUUACAGGAGCCCCAAAAAUGACUUUUAAAAUGACCUAUGGAGAACUUUCUCAUUCCAGCCAUCGGUUUAAUGAGUUGGUUUAAAGUUCUGUUCCAUCAUUUACAUUAAUAUUAGUAAAUGCAUUAGGUGUCAUGAACUAACAAUGAAGAAUAUUUUUAGCAGCAUUUAUUAAUCUUGGUUUGUUAAUUGAUAAACACACAUUUGUUCAUCGUUAGCUCAUAUUGGUUUAUAAUGCAUUAACUAAUGUUAACGUAUACAACUUAUAAUUUAAAAAAUGGAUUGGUAAAUGUUGAAAUGAACAUUAACCAAGGGUAAUACAUUUUAUUAACGUUUAAAGAAAUUCCAGUGCCAUCAAGGAAAGAUUUUCAUGUUUAUUUUUUUUUUUUUUGGCAAAGACCAAGGCUAUGACAAAAAUCCAUUUGUAAAGGUCAGUACUCGUAAGAAUUUGUUAUUCUUUCUUGCUUUUUGUAGCCUAUGCUUUGGGCAUUUACCUAAAGUCAUUUUUGGUACAUUUUAUACAGUGUCAAAAGAAUUGCAUACCAGAGUUUGUAACUGCUUAUUCAAUAAACGACCGU